Molecule: messenger RNA, 1475 nt
Organism: Sycon ciliatum
Lineage: Eukaryota; Metazoa; Porifera; Calcarea; Leucosolenida; Sycettidae
Product: N-alpha-acetyltransferase 60-like
Exons: 6
Coding region: 288-1079 (263 amino acids)
Biological process (GO): N-terminal peptidyl-methionine acetylation
Cellular component (GO): Golgi membrane
Molecular function (GO): protein-N-terminal amino-acid acetyltransferase activity; histone acetyltransferase activity
Source: RefSeq, a predicted model, not a curated record
GGCUUUUUUGAAAUUUUGAGAACUGAGAAGACUCAGAAGACGCUUUCCUUCACAGGCAGACUUUGCCUGAUUGAGGUUAUGGCAAUGAGGGCUCUUUGAUAAUAUACAUUACCUUGCCAGGAAUGAACCAAUAUUUUCUUCAGAAGCGCAGUGUGCUGACUGUCUUUGCCUCGCCCGAUGAGUCGAGUGGAGCACGAGUUAUGACAAUUUCGUAUUUUGGAAUUCAAUUUUGUAGUGUUCGGAUUUUGUAGGUCUGGUAUAGUGGUAGAGUGUGCAGCAAGCAGCUGAUGGAGGCGACCGAAGCUGUGAGUGCUGCUGGUGUGUUUGCGGAUGACUCCAGUAUACGUGACUUGACUAUACGAGCUCUUGAACCAUGCGACGCCCAGGAUGUGAAGCUCGUCUGCAAUCAGCUGUUUCCAAUCGACUACACAGACGAGUGGUUUGAGAACAUUUGCUCAUCAGCUCGCUUCUUCACGUUAGCAGUGUUUGUCAACGGUAGACUAAUUGGUCUGCUAGUGGCCGAAAUUAGACACCACAGUAAAAUCAAUUUAGAGGACGAUGGUUUGUUAGGUAGCUUCUUCCCGGACACUGCACAAGCGGCGUAUAUCAUGAGUCUUGGUGUUCUUCAACCGUAUCGCCGGCAUCGGCUAGCAUCGACUCUACUAGAUCAUCUCUUACAGUACCUUACAUCCGGUGAUCGUGUGGACACAGUGCGUUGUGUGUUCUUGCACACGAUGUCUGACAACACCGCCGCCAUAUCGUUCUACUACCGGCAUCACUUCCGACAGCAUCGUCUGCUCAAGGAGUACUACGUCAUCAACGAAAGCAACGGAGAUGCGAUCUGCUUUGUGCGCUAUCUGAAUGGAGUGUCUCCGCCAAUGUCGUUUUGGGACUUCAUUUCUUUCCUAGGUUCGCGUUGCUUCAUGCCGUCGGCAUGUCUUGGCUGCAUGAUGCGAUGCGUACGUGUAGUGCGCCAGCUCUUCGCCUCCGUAGUCGAGCACAAGAAUCCCGCUGUGGGCAACGGCUGCAGUGCUGGUGCGGCCGACAUGGCCAAGGAGGACGCCAAGCUCAUGGCGUAGAACGUGUGCUGUGCCGCUAGCGCUGUGGGCAGGCAGUGUGCUGUGCCUGCGGAGGCCUGCUGACACGUACUGUUCUCCACGUCAGUUCGGACCAUUAUGCGAUGGUGAUUCUACGAUCACCCGGUCAUGUCAGGGCGUUGUGUACAGUAAGAAACAGACGUUUACUCCUGGUGUACUUCACGUUUGGACACGCUCAGUCCGUCCAUGCCACUGUACUGACGUGCGGUAGUAUGGUACUCUCCGUCGCCGAGUGUUGCUACGACUAGUGUGUGCUACCCAUGCUAGUGGCGCCAGGGAGUCGUAAAAUACCGGUAUCUUACGACUCCCCGAGUGGUGCACUGUGGCUGGUGGCAGUAUAGUGCUGGUGUAAGUGGUCACACAUGCCCCCCCCCCCCC